Messenger RNA from Cynara cardunculus var. scolymus (artichoke), 2673 nucleotides. Its product is annotated as putative late blight resistance protein homolog R1A-10. Bases 1 to 2673 code for a protein of 890 amino acids. Gene Ontology annotation, molecular function: ADP binding. The record is from RefSeq and is a predicted model, not a curated record. Gene Ontology annotation, biological process: defense response to other organism. Lineage: Eukaryota; Viridiplantae; Streptophyta; Magnoliopsida; Asterales; Asteraceae. The transcript is spliced from 3 exons.
AUGAGUUUGUAUCAUACGGCAUACACAGGUCUCCAGAUGUUCAUGGCCAACUUGAAGCAGCUCAUCCAUGGCAACCAUGAUCCACUCAUCAACAAUGAUCCAUCAAUUUUAUCUCAAAGGCCUCAAUUCCAACUGCUCUAUCAAGAGCUUGCCUCCAUCAUCCAAACCUUUUCAAAUAUCCAUCAACAUCACCUACAUGAGCUCCAAGAAGUUCAAAAUCUGAAGAAAAGAUUCAAAGAUGCAGCAGAAGAAGCACAAGAUACCAUUGAUCUAUUUGUAUCUGCUGUUCACUUCACAAACAAAGGAAUUUCCCCAGAUUCUAAUAUAUUUAAAGCCUCCCUAGAACUUACGGAUACUUUUAUGAGAAACUCAAUCGAGUCAAUCAAGGUGGAACUCAUGGCGAUCAACAUUGAUGACAUGAAGAUGAAUUCGUCUUCAAGAAGCAACCGCCUCAAAACCCAGUCUGCUGCUGCUGGAACUUCUUGCACCAGAAAUCCAUUAGGAAUGAAGAAGCCAUUAAUGAAAGAAAUAGUUGUGGGGCUUGAUAAUGAUGUUAAUCUCAUACGGGACAAACUUGUUGAAGAUAAAAAGAAACUGGGAGUCGUCUGUAUUGUUGGUAUGGGCGGACUCGGUAAGACUACCCUUGCUACCAAAGUAUGCAAUGAUCCUUAUAUAGUGCAUUAUUUCUAUGUUCGUGCAUGGGUUACUAUUUCUCAAACAUAUGAAAAAAGGGAUUUGUUGGUUCAAAUUCUAACAUCCAUUGGCAUUCAAGAAGACCUUGAAGAAGACGGUUACUCUCAACUUCGUGGAAAGUUGCACAAGCACCUAAUGGGUAAGCGAUAUUUGAUUGUUAUCGAUGAUAUCUGGAGCAUUAAGGCUUGGUAUGAUUUGAAAUUCUUUUUCCCCGAUGACAACACCAAAAGUAGAAUUUUGCUCACAAGUCGCCUCAAUGAAGUUGCUUUGUAUGCGAACCCACAUGGGCUCGUCCACUCUUUGCCUUGUCUGAAGGAAGAACAAAGCUGGGAGCUAUUGAAACAGAAGGUGUUCCAUGGCGGUGACUGUCCCGAAUGGUCAAUUAAACCCGGAAUGCAAAUUGCAAAAAAAUGUCAGGGACUGCCUCUUUCAGUGGUUGUCAUGGCAGGAAUUCUAGCAAAAGAAGAAAUGAGAAAAGAUUUAUGGGAAAAGAUUGCUUACAGUGUCACUUCAUACAUUGUUAGUGACCAGAAAGGAAACCUGGAAACACUAGCUUUAAGUUACCACCAUUUACCUCAUCACUUGAGAGAGUGCUUUCUUUAUCUAGGAGGCUUCCCAGAAGACCAUUGGUUCAAUGUAAAGAGGUUGACACGGUUAUGGGUGGCUGAGGGAUUUAUUGAAGAAGCUGGAAAUCGAAGCUUAGAGGAUACCGCGAAGGCAUACCUGAUGGAUCUGGUUGACAGAAAUCUUGUAAUUGUUGCAGAAAGGAAGUUUAAUGGUGAUGUCAAAGCUUGUAAACUCCAUGAUCUUGUGAGAAAACUAUGCCAGGAAAAAGCAAAGGAAGAAAGAGUAUUCUUUAAAGCAUGCCGACCACCAAAUGAGGUUACUCCGCUACCAAUACCAUAUGAGGUUGUUGCACAAUAUAAGCAACGUCGUUUGUUCACAAAUCAAGAUAUAACCAUUGUGAACCUUGUUCAUCCACCCACCCCAAGCAUCCGAUCACUUUUCUACUUUCAUAAGAACCCACGCUCGAUUGAUGAUACUGAGAGUGAGUAUUUCUAUUCCUUUUCACUUCUUAGGGUGCUAGAUCUACAAAAGAGUAAAUAUGAAUAUGUACCGCAAGGGAUGGCGUUACUGGUUCACUUAAGGUACCUUGCAAUUUGGAAUUCAUCAGGUUUCCCAUCCUCACUAUGCAAUCUAUGGAGCCUUCAAACCCUUAUUCUUAAAACAAGUUAUAGUCAUAUGAAUUUACCAAGUAACAUUUCAGAUUUGGUAAACCUGAGGCAUUUGUGGAGUAACGUUGAGCUAUUUCUUCUUACUAUUGAAAAACCAAUAAAUUUGCAAUCCAUUUCAGAAGUGAGGUAUGGAGAUGGGGUUGAUACUUUCCAGAAAUAUUUUCCCAGCAUCAAGAAGCUUGCAUAUACUUUUUCCUCGGGUGAGAAAGGUCACUUUGAGUUACUCCCUUACCUUGAAACCUUAAAGUUAAGGGGAGGUUUCCACAGAAAUCACAUUUGCUACCCUGCAACAUUGAGAAAACUUACACUUGUAAAGUGUCGUCUACCUUGGAGCAAUAUGUCAAUCAUUCAAUCUUUACUUAAUCUGGAGGUUCUAAAACUAAAAGACAACGCUUUCGAAGGAACACAGUGGAAUGCACGUGAGCAGCAGUUUCGACAACUAAAAUUCUUGAGACUUGAGAAGCUAAAUAUCAUACAGUGGGAAGCCUAUCGUACAAGCUUCCCACGUCUCAAAAGAUUAGCGGUGUUGUUCUGCAGGGAUCUUGAAGAGAUCCCCCUUGAAAUAGGCGAAAUCACAACCCUUGAGCUUAUUGAAACUGACAACUGGAGUGAAUCCAUUGUGGAAUCUGUCGAAAGAAUUCAACAAGAACAACAGGACGUGGGAAACUAUGAGUUGAAGAUCACUGUUGAUGGAAUGGAGUUAUCCGUUUAUUUAUCUAAGCAUGAGAGUUCAGAGUCAGAAUAG